GGUCUAACUGAACAACCACAGGACACACAUUUCCAACAAUGAUGAAACCCACAAGCAAGAAUCCAACGGAGACAAGUGACCCUCUUUACAAGGGUGUCCGCAAGCGAAAGUGGGGCAAAUGGGUGUCCGAAAUCAGACUACCAAACAGCCGCCAAAGAAUCUGGUUGGGAUCCUACGACACACCUGAAAAAGCCGCUCGUGCUUUCGACGCCGCACUUUUUUGCUUACGUGGCGCCUCUGCCAAGUUUAAUUUCCCCGACAAUCUUCCCGACAUAGAAGGCGGCCGCUCGCUUUCUCCUCCCCAAAUUCAAGCUGCUGCGGUCAAGUUCGCAAAUUCCGAGCCCUCCACUUCGAGAACUCCGUCUGUUUCCGAUUUACAAACGGAAUAUUCAUCUCCGUCUAUUUCAGACUUAGACAGUGACGGUGCCUUUGACGGCGCAUUCUUGGAUUUCUUAAAUACCACCGGUUCCAGUAAUUACGUGCCGGAUUUUGGGGGUUUUUCCCAGUUUGACGAUCUGUCCAGUGAUAUUUUAGCCGCGCCACCUCACACCGUUGAUAAUGGAAACCAAAUUAAUGUUGAUGUUGAUGGGCCUCUAGUGGAUCAUUCGUUUCUAUGGAAUUUCUAGUUCUAGGAUAUUAGUCAAGUCAGAGUAAUGGAAAAUUUUAGAUUCCGGAGUUUCUGACCGCCCAUGUAAAAUUUCGCUUAUCGAUCGGAUAGACCAUUUUUUCA
Molecule: messenger RNA, 730 nt
Organism: Mangifera indica (mango)
Lineage: Eukaryota; Viridiplantae; Streptophyta; Magnoliopsida; Sapindales; Anacardiaceae
Product: ethylene-responsive transcription factor ERF017-like
Exons: 1
Coding region: 39-626 (195 amino acids)
Biological process (GO): regulation of DNA-templated transcription
Molecular function (GO): DNA-binding transcription factor activity; DNA binding
Source: RefSeq, a predicted model, not a curated record